Diplodia corticola is the source of this 3066-nucleotide messenger RNA. RefSeq names its product c6 transcription factor. Bases 1 to 3066 code for a protein of 1021 amino acids. Lineage: Eukaryota; Fungi; Ascomycota; Dothideomycetes; Botryosphaeriales; Botryosphaeriaceae. The transcript has a single exon. The record is from RefSeq and is a predicted model, not a curated record.
AUGCACACGAGCUUCAAGAAUGUGCUCAGUCGAACCUUUCGACAGCCUGGCCCCGCUCCCGCAGGAUACUUCACCGUGGCAGCAUGGCUGGUCCCAGCUGCCGCUGCUGAUGCCCGCCAUCCCCAGCGCCGACAUUUUUCUCGCACCCGCCAGAGAUGCGCUCACCCGCCCGACCCCCACCGUGACCCCCCAGACGCUGCUCAGUCCGUCUGCCCGCCGUCUCGGAGACCCCGCUUUCCCCAACACCCCAGCGCCGAGGCCGUCGAAGCCUGGGUCGACUGCCUCGAGCCUCUCCUCCCGCCGCAUCUUAGCAGAGCUUCCUCUGGCACGCCCGAACCUCCGAACAUAGGUGCAGAGAGGCUCGAGUCUGCGAAAGCCAUCGCUCUAUGUCUGGCGCUCUCGAGGAAACAUGACGGUGUGGACAUUCUCAGCUACUUGGCCAUACAGCAGGGGCGAUGGGACGCUGUCAUGUGGCUCCUGAAAACGGUCAUCGAGAUACCAAUUCCGGAGGAAAAACGCGUCGAGGAUAUCCCUCUGUCAGCCGCUAGAGUUUGGGAUGGCAUCCACGGUUCGCUAGAGCUUGCCACCCAGAGACCCUUGGCUCUGCGAAGAGUUGCCUCUACCCAGCCUUUCACGCAAAAUCUAGAUCAAUUGACGAACCCGAAGAAGUUCGGCGAAGGCGGAUCGUCUUACCGAAACGGUGCGCUUGGUCAAAUAUGGAGGAGUUUGGGCAACAUGAUUCUGAUUGCUGUUGGAGACCGGCCUCAAGAGAAGGACGAAAUCUUGGGCCAUGUUCUCGAGCUUCUUGCCUACCUUCAUCACGCUGACAUAAUCCCCGAGUCGGUGUAUCAUUACGACCCUCCAAAAGACAAAUACUCUCUUCAGCAACCACCCACUCUCUACCUUCUUUCCUCCAAAAUCCUAUCGGCGCUGUCAGACGCGGCUUGGAGAGCGCAUGAGUUGGCAGCGGCAUCAGAGAACAAAACACAAGCACAGUACACCAUUUUUGGCCAAGAAAUACCUGGCUCAAGAUACAAGAUCCGUACACCAGAACUUGGUCCAGAGGUCUGGCUGGAGCUUGUGCUUUGGUCGUGCCUUCAUGGGAAAUGGACGGUUGACGGCGCUGCUAUUCUAAAAAAGCUCACAGGCUACAAGGACGACUUGAGAUGGUCAGUUCUUCACUGGAAAAACGUCUUGCAUGACCGCUCCGGAUCGUCGUUUCGCACCAUGACUUGGACGGACCUGUGGUCCUUUGCUAGGGCCCGCGGAACGCAGGCGAGGUCCCCCGAACGGUUUAUGGUUGACAGAACCAUCAGCAGCGAGGUUGUUGCGGCCUACAUAGACGGUCUGCUCAACAGAAUCAUGGCGGGCGUUGUUGAUGCUGGAGUUCCUGUUGCCGACAUUUUCAGAGAUAUCACUACUUUCAAAGCUCUGCUCGAUCGCGACAAUCUUGGCCUCGGGACUGCUACGUGGGAGUCAACCAUUGCACGUUUCAUGGAAAGCGGUGGCAUCGACCCGGACAUUGAAGCUCGUUGGCUGGAGAGGCUGUCGUCCUUCAGCAGCAGCUUCGACCAGGAGCUCGACUAUCAGAAUGCUGCUCGGGAGUACGAAGACAGCCCAGGCUCGCCAUCUUAUAUCUUAGAUCCCUCGUCAAUUUCUUUGGGCGUGCUACAUCAAGCUCUGCGUAUCAACAUCACGAACGGCAAUCUCACGGGCGCCCUCAGAGUGGUGUCGCAACUUCAAUCGGUCACGGAUCAGAACAAGAGAAGAUCGAUUCAAAAGUUCUUUGAAAAGCUUAACAGCCCAUCUGAGGGUGGCUCUGCGCCCAAACCCUUCUCCAGCAAUAUUCACCCGAGGGACUAUCCAACCUACUUCCCACAGAUACCACCCACCCUUCUGGCCGGCAUUUUGGAUCUGGCAACUCAAACUCGAGCAUAUGACGUUGCCACACGUUUGCUGUACUCGGACGAUAUCGACGGACCCUUGAUUCCUCUGGAACUGUACGAGCAUAGCGACAUUGCCGCGGCGAUCACGAAGUACGCUUAUGCUGUGGACGAUGCAGAUCUGCUCGUUCGCGUCACAUCUCUUCAAUCCGAGAGAGGUGGCAUCGCCCCCCAGACCUCUUGGGCAAUUCUCGAGAUCCAAAUGCAACGGCAACAGUGGGAUACUGUUGAAAACGUAGUUCACAAUCUGGCCAUGCACCAUAGAGAAGCAAGGGUGGCGAACGUCGGUGCACUCAUAGCAAGGCAGCUCCUCAUUCUCCAAGACAGAGUGCUCAAGCAAGACGAGCGAGUGACCGAGACACAUCCUCUCGCCAAGGCUGCAUCUAUCUUUCGCAGGCUCAUCAAAGCUAGGUUCGGCUCAGGCGACAAGGAACGCUAUCACCGCUUCCACGGCAUUCUGUGUGUCCUGUCCACGAUUGGGCCUGAGUGGCACGAAUUCUGUUCCCGCCUAUUCGUCUACCGCGGCACGAAGUCGCUGGAGAGAUGUGUCAAGGAGGAGGACUUUGCGCAAUUGCUGCAAGGCGUCACAGAGACCCGCGGUGCCCACAAUGGCAUGGAACUGAUGGCCAAGUGGUGUGAGGACGUGUCGGUGGCCCCGCACCUCGAGAGAAAACACUACAUGCAGAACGCCGAGCGAGAAGUGCGUUGGGAAUUGAGAGUCGAGGAAAUCAUUGUAGAGGGAAAAGAUGGGUCCGAGCUCAUUCUUCGUGGCAGGCGCCUGUCACCCACGCUUCCUCUCAUGCGUACAGUGUAUCGGGCUGCGUUGAGGCAAAUCAAGGAAAACCCCACGCUUGCGUGGGAGAAACAACGUGUUCGAUCGGUUUUGAGCUGGGCUCUUACCGGUCUGAGAGCCAUGGGUCUGACCACGAAAGAGAUUUGGUACGAGUUGGAUGGAAUCACGAGGGGCUUUGAGCUGUGGGACCGGGCGAAAACGGAACACAGGAAAAGAAAAAGACCUUCAAACAGGAAGGCCAGAGUAGCAAAGCGAGCAAACAAGGCCAGCGAUGGUUCUGUGAAAGCAGAACUGACGCGGAGGGCUGAGGGGAAAGAGAAGGGCCAGUGA